Messenger RNA from Cercospora beticola, 1009 nucleotides. It is a transcript of the gene VMA4, whose product is annotated as H(+)-transporting V1 sector ATPase subunit E. Gene Ontology annotation, biological process: proton transmembrane transport. NCBI's taxonomy places the organism in Eukaryota, Fungi, Ascomycota, Dothideomycetes, Mycosphaerellales, Mycosphaerellaceae. Gene Ontology annotation, cellular component: proton-transporting two-sector ATPase complex, catalytic domain. The record is from RefSeq and is a predicted model, not a curated record. Gene Ontology annotation, molecular function: proton-transporting ATPase activity, rotational mechanism.
CCGACCACACUCCACUGCCCACUCAUCUAGCAUUUGAGGCCCUUCCCGAUUUCUGUGCAUAUUGCUGUCCCACAGCUGGUCUCUGUCGCGCCGCAGCCAUGUCGCAAAUACACGCCAUGUCCGACGACCAGGUCAACAACGAGCUCCGCAAGAUGACUGCCUUCAUCCGGCAGGAGGCGCUGGAGAAGGCACGAGAAAUCCACCUCAAGGCCGACGAAGAAUUCAGCAUCGAGAAGUCGAAGCUGGUGCGCUCAGAGACCUCCCGAAUCGAUAGCGAGUACGAGAAGAAGUUCACGCAGGCCGGCAUGAGCCAGCAAAUCACCAAAUCCACCCUCGCCAACAAGACCCGACUGCGCAUUCUGAGUGCACGACAAGAGCUGCUGGACCAGCUGUUUGAGGAUGCCAACAAGAAGUUGUCGGAAAGCGCCACCAAGGACAAGUCCAAGUACGAGAAGGUCCUCAAGGACCUCAUUCUCGAGGGCUUGUAUGCGUUUGUCAACGAGAAGAAGGUCACACUGAGAUGUCGGAAGAAGGAUGACGAUGUCGUCAAGAAAGCUGCGGAUAAGGCAAAGGAGGAGUUCAAGAAGAACAUGAAGAAUGAUGUGGAAAUUCAGGUGGACGACAAGGAGCGCCUGCCCGAGGACUCCGCUGGAGGGGUCAUCCUGCUCAACAGCACUGGCAAGAUCGACAUCAACAACACAUUCGAGGAGCGAUUGCACCUGUUAGAAACAGAUGCUCUGCCUGCCGUGAGGGCGACUUUGUUUGGCGAGAACGCGAACCGCAGAUUCAAAGACUAGGCGAUCUUGUUUGACCUUUGCCGAAAGCUACAAAACAAGACAUACAAGGGCGCGCAUACUUCACGAGAGGAGACUUGCAGCAUUGGUCGUACGAAAAAUCCGCUCUUGCUGCAUCUUUCUCUCAGGACGCGGAUGGAAAGGUUCUACCAUGUCAGGGAGAUUUGAAUGUAAAACUGCACAUAGUACCAACUGCAACCACGCAUUGUAGUAGU